This is a messenger RNA of Sclerotinia trifoliorum, 3753 nucleotides long. The record is from the annotation of a GenBank genome assembly. Lineage: Eukaryota; Fungi; Ascomycota; Leotiomycetes; Helotiales; Sclerotiniaceae.
ACCACACACACCACACGCACAACACUUAUUACGAGAUUCAGAAUUUGCUCCCCUCUUCAAAGCGCAAAUCAAGCAUAUCUCUCGAAUUGCGGCAUCAUAUACAAAUAAGGAUUACAUCCUUCCCACUUACUUGUUUUUGGUUGAAGCCCCCCAAAAAGGAAUUUCAGAAUGUGCCAUAAAGAGCCAUACGUCCGAAAAUAUGUUGUUUCGGUGACCUUUUAGCUCUUUGCAAAUUGCGAUUCUCCCUUCCUGAAACUCCACUUUUGGACGACACGACUGUGUCUCAUUUAUUAUUGAAUUCCAGUGGACGGGAGUCGGGACGGGCGAUGUGUGAUUGAUCAAGCAAGCCUAAAAGUUGAGCUUCGUGAGUUAAACUACUUAUUGAUUGAUUGCAUUAUUCACACUAUUCACACUAUUCACACAUACAAGCUAACCCUACACACACUAUUGUGUAGUUGCAUUCUCGAGUAGGUAUACAAAACUUCUUUAGUGCUAAACGAAUCCACACGGUAGAUACUCGUAUCGUUACCAUCUUUACCCACCCACCUCCAUGGAGCCGCUUCAACAGGGUUGGAAUGAUCGAACCUUACUGUUGUUGGUUUGGCUUUGAACAUUUACUUCUAUUCUUGAUUUGAUCUCCCCGUCUUUUCAAUUUUCCUUUCUUGUCAUUUAUCUGGUUUCAUGGUCACUCCUUGUCGGUAGCUUACGGGCGUCGCAGAAUAUAUGAUACGUGUGAUGCGCCCUAGAUCGAUCAAUUUCCCUGGUAAGGGACCCAUUCCAUUGAACGGUGCGGAGUUGCUCAAGAUAUAUGCUCAUACACAUAUAUGGACCGAUGGACGUUCGUGAGAAUAACAUAUAAUUCGACCAGGGAACUGAGACCUUCCAGUCUUCUCAUCGCUUGGGAUUUGCGAAUAUGCCUAUGAAUCAUUCCACGUCUAUCAAGCAAUCCACUGUCAUAACAGCUUUACCCUUAUCCUCGACCCACUUAUGAAUACAGGCAAAACCAGAGGCCCGUUCUAACACUCCGUCCCGGUUCGUCAGUAAGAUGAGUAAAUUUUCGAAGACCGGGACCUCGAAGUCGGAAACUUCUGGUCGAACAAAUACCGGUUCUACCAUCCGUGGGAAGAUUUCUGCUCCUAUUCCCAUAAAGGACGACGACGAGUUUCCAAUUCGGUCUCCAGGAACUAGUAUAGCAACUCCUCUUGGGUCUCUUCGUUCAGAUGGAGUCGAGAAAGUCAUGAGGGAUUCCGCCAUAUCUGGCCGAGAUAGUGCUCUGGCAUAUGGAGAUAUUGGAAUGGGUGACUAUAUCGAACCACCCAGGCGGAUAGGAACCUCCCCCUUACCAUCCGACCGGCCAUCUUAUAACCCUCCUUCACGCAGGACCCAGGACUAUACUGUUCUCCGGAGCUCAUCGCCUGUUGGCAGACCGUCAGAUUCGGUUCUCUUGAAGCCUGCGCGGAAAAAGUCGACUCUUAAAGGAGUGUUUGGUAAAAUAUUUGGAAAGAAACGGAAAGAUGCGCCAACCCAGAGGCAAGGCGUUGGUGCUCUGCAAAGUGAACAACACCAUCGUAGUGUGAGUAGAGCCAUGUUGCGUUACGUUACUAUUGUCUGAUAAUUUGUAGGACCCAACUGCGCUCAGCCGAAAUCCCAUAAACACCCCGACUUCACCCAAACGUUCGACGUCCAUGCCGAUCAAUGAGUUUAAUCGAGCCCUUCGAUCGCAUUCUCCUUUCAUAGGUAAUAAUUUAAAGGAGCAGAAUAAUACAGAGCGGGACACAAAUCGCACAUCUACACAGACACAAAGUACAACGACAAGAACAAGGGUCGCAACGGGUAGAUUGUAUACACCAGAUAAAACACCAGGCUUUGGGGAUUGGACGGGACUUUCACCGCGCCCUGCUAGCGCCCAGGCGAAAGGCAGUAAAGCUCCCUCUGACGAGGAGUGUUCUGGAUUAAUUGGAAUGGCAAUUACAAGUGGUAGCCAUCCAAACAGGCGUUCAAGGUCACUCGGGCAAUUGCGAGAAGCUGCAGGAGUGGUGGGGGGAAUGACUAGACGUCGCAGUGACGAGAUUCGCUAUUGGAGAGCAAGCUACGAUCCGGGGCCAUUGUCUCCAUUAUCUUCGACCAAGGCGGAAGCGGAUGAACCUAUAUUAGUGAACGAUCCGGAAAGUCCACGACCAAUAGAGUCCCGGGAUCAGCCACAGCCUUUCAAUUUUGGACAUUUGAGUGGAUUGGCUGGAAUGAAGAUCACCCAGGCUGCUGAUCUGGCAACGAGAGUUGAUCGUAUCGAGUCUAGAUUAGUUGAAAUGGAGAAGACAGUAUAUCAGAUUCAUCGACAGCUAAAUGGAAACGGGGAUCACGUUACCCUCCAGGAUCCUCCAAAAGGUGGUAAAAGGGAUCGCAGCUCCUCAGAACGCCGCCCCCCAACUGAUAACUCUGAAAUGACUUUGCCAGUCUUACCUCGGCAUCGGCAUUGGCACGAAUUUGGCGCUCAGAAUCGGCUUCCCAACAAUAACAACAACAACAACAACAACAAUCGUCCCACAUCAUCGUCUCAUAACAAUUCUUACCAUCCUGACUUUGAUGAUACAGUACCAGCUCCGUACGCCGCAACAACAGAUGACCAUGUGCGUUUAAGCAGUUCCCAUACCACCUGUCGACCUCUUUCAACCUCAACUACUAUUCGCGGUCUUCCAUCCAGCUCUCCCACAACUCAAAAGGAUGCGCCUCUGACAAUGGAGCACUACAACCAUUUGACGAAUAUGUUCCUAGCGGAACAAUCUGCUCGCCAGCACCUGGAGAGUAUUGUCCUCACCCUACAGCAACAGGCUGUCUCGUAUCCCUCGGUAGCACCCGCGUCGUAUCCCACUCCCAAUUCCGUGGGGGGAGCUGGGCUAGUUCUCGACACCACAUCAUCGAGCAGGAGUACAUUCAAGGGCUUUGGCGGUGAUAGUGAUGAUGAAGCAUAUGCAGCAGCUUCCGAGGUUUUCCAGACCCCUAACGAAGACUUAGCCGGUCCAAACUUUGGAGAUGAGGUUUUCGGCAGUGGAAAGGAAAGCGGAAGUGGAAGUGCAAGGCCGGGUGUUGACACUGGAAAGGGCGAUGCAAGGACGUUGAGUUUAAGUCAGAUCACGUUAGGGAAGGGUCUCCAGCAUAGUUUGAAUUUCUAGAUUUCUGCUACCUAAGGAAAGCCGACUACAUGGACAACUGGAUAAUUCUUCUCCUACUGUUGCUGCGUAUGGCGUAUGGAAUCCCACACCCUUAAUUUGCCUCGAUAUCUUUGGGCUUUUAGGGUGAUGACAUCAACAUCCAUUCCUUUUAUAUAUUUUCUUUCCUAUCCAAUUUAUCUUCUCGCACUUGCACUUCUGUUCUUCUCAAGUACACGUACUUCAAUUCCGGCCGUAGAUCUGGCCUCGCCUUUUAUUUGCAUAUCAUGGAUCUAGCGGCUAUUACAGCAUCGAAUAUUUGAUUUUGUUUUUUGUCAAGUCUCGUUUUUGGUUCUUCCAAAUGUAUUCAUAGUGGGGUUUUAAUGGAGUUUGGCUUGGACGACUAAACAGUGUCCUAUUUCAAUUGCGCAGAGGAAGGAUGGGACGGGGGGUCCCGCUUAAUACGAGGCCUCUUCCCCUUGUUAUGUUCUUGUUAUUGUAUUAUUUAGUGGGACGAAUAGGAGAAGCGAAGAGGAAUUUGGUUGAAAAAGAUGAGGAGGUUGGAGAUGUGUUUGAACAUCUACAUUUACAUAGCCGUUGAGCGUGU